AAAUAGUAAAGUCGAGUGGCUAGACUGUCACUCACUGAACACUGCAAAAGGCCUAAAAGCGCACAAAAACAACAAGAGGCGAAGACAGAAGAAGCAGUGGAUUUACAUAAGCUCAUCACGAAGCGGUUGGAAUUUGGAUCCAAGAAUGUGAAAAUCCCUGUCAAGGCCAUUAUCACUAGUUUCAAAACGUUACUCCACCAACUCUUAGUUUUGACUGUUGGGUUGUUUCUACCUCACGGUUGUGUAAGUGCUGAUUGUUGUCGGUCAGUCAUCUUCAAAUGGUGAGUUUGGCACCGGGAGUAAAGCAUCUCCAAAGAUUUCUGCCACCGCUUAACUCGAAAACUGGUCGCGUGCAUAUAUUUUUCUUCACUUUGGUGAUAUACUCGUGCUAUCACUUAUCCCGAAAACCGAUUAGUAUUGUAAAGUCAGUACUUCAUCAGAAUUGUUCUGAAGAAGCCCACAAAGAGGGGAAAAUCAUAGUUCCUGGAAACGAAACAUUCUGUGACUGGGCCCCUUUUGAUGGUCAAAAUUAUGAUUCCCUUUUUGGAACACUUGAUCUUAUUUUCCUCUCCUUUUACGCCGUUAGUAUGUUCUUAAGUGGACAUGUUGCCGAUAAAAUUGACCUUAGAAUUUACCUAUGCAUUGGUACUCUUCUUUCUGGUGUGACGACAAUAGCCUUUGGUCUUGGAUACUUUUUCAAUGUUCACUCGUUUGCUUACUAUGCAGUCACUCAGGGUGUUGCUGGAAUAGUUCAAGCAUCCGGUUGGCCGGCAGUUGUAGCUUGUAUGGGGAAUUGGUUUGGUAAAAAUAAGAGAGGAUUUUUUAUGGGAGUUUGGACAGCGCAUUCUAGCAUUGGAAACAUUUUGGGCUCCUUAGUUGCUGGUGCCUUUGUAGAAAUAGCUUGGGGAUGGUCAUUUGUUAUUCCAGGAUUAAUAAUUGGACUUCUCAGCCUACCAAUUUAUCUGUUUCUUGUACCAUAUCCUGAAUGUGUUGAAGUUCAACUUCCUGUCCAGCAUAACGCAAGUGAUUAUGGUUCCAUUAACCAACAAAUCAGAGAUGGAAACUCGUUUGAAGAAUCGCUUGGAACAACUAGUUCACAAUGUAAUCUUUUAAUACCAACAAAAAAGAACUCUUCAUCAUUUCUGUCUGCACUAAAAGUACCAGGUGUUAUUGAAUAUUCAUUGACUUUAUUCUUCUCUAAGCUAGUUUCUUAUACUUUCCUAUUUUGGUUACCUAUGUAUAUACGUGAAGCAGGCGGUUUCGACCCAUCAUCAUCAGCUGAUUUAUCAGCUGUUUUUGAUUUAGGUGGAAUACUCGGUGGAAUUAUCGCUGGUUAUGUAUCCGAUUGUACUGGAUCAAGUGCUAUUACAUGUGUUGUAAUGAUUGCUUUGUCGAUACCUACGUUGUAUCUAUACUCAAUCGUUGGAUUUCGUUCUUUAGCUCAUUGUAUCGGUUUAUUAAUCCCAUUGGGAUUGUUUGUUAAUGGUCCUUACGCUUUGAUUACAACAGCAGUUUCAGCUGAUCUAGGUACUCAUCCUUCAUUGUCUAAAAAUUCUCGUGCAUUGGCUACAGUAACAGGUAUUAUUGAUGGAACAGGUUCAGUUGGUGCAGCACUCGGACCUUUACUGUGUGGUCUCAUGAAACCAUAUGGUUGGUCUGUCAUUAUUAUUAUGCUUAUGGUCGCGUUAGCUCUGGCUGCAGUCUUGCUUUUCCGUAUGGUAGCCAAUGAAAGUCGUCAAUGUUGUUUCAGUGUUGAACAAUCAUUAUUACCAUCAUCUUCAUCACUGUCGAAUGCGGCUGAUGCUUAAAAUCAGAAAUGGUUUUUCAGUAUUUUCCAAACCUAAGCAAGAUUUCAAAGAGAUUAAGUCGAAAUGCUUCAAUAGAUUCUGCAAAAAAGGAGAGAAAACAAUGUAAUAUCAUCAUUGCUUAUUUGUCAAAGUUGAUUUUCCCAUUCUGUUGGUUUGUCGAUUUAUUUUCUCUUUUUUUUGAACUGACAAUGUUCUUAUCCAUUUUGACAUUGAUAAAAAAUAUUUAAGUUUUCUGUAUCCAAGAGGUGACAAUUAUGAUUAAGAUAGGGGGUAAUUUUUAAUCCAAAACUACUUAUCCACGUAAAAACUUUUUAAAAAAAUGAAAGUAUAAAUGAUUUAAUAAUUAAUUUUAAUAAUAGUUUUCGAUACAUAUUUAGCUGAAAUUAUUGAUUUUUCUAUUUACAAUAUAAUAUACAUAGAAAUAUAUAUAUAUAUAUUUCCGUAUUAUGUGUCAUUUUAUGAGUUCUAUUGUUUUAUCCGUUUACACGACUUGGCUACCCUUUUCAUUUUGCUUAAUGUAAAAUUAUAACAAUUUUAAUUUGUAUUAUUCUUGUCUUUCGUUCUAUUUUAUAUUCAAAAACUUUUCAAUUAUUACAAAUUAAUAAUAAUAAUAAUAAUCUCUUUAUCAUAUUGUAAAAAUUGAGCAUGGAAUUAUGUUUCUUAUUAAUUGGUUAUUAGUUAUUUUCAAAAUAUAAUCAAGCAAUAAACUUUAAAUGUAUCAAUCAACGUUCACUGAUCUAUAUAUGUAUUAUGAAUUCUUUUAAAAGAU
Schistosoma bovis is the source of this 2577-nucleotide messenger RNA. The record is from the annotation of a GenBank genome assembly. NCBI's taxonomy places the organism in Eukaryota, Metazoa, Platyhelminthes, Trematoda, Strigeidida, Schistosomatidae.